Molecule: messenger RNA, 1851 nt
Organism: Perca fluviatilis (European perch)
Lineage: Eukaryota; Metazoa; Chordata; Actinopteri; Perciformes; Percidae
Product: zinc finger BED domain-containing protein 5-like
Exons: 4
Coding region: 1-1851 (616 amino acids)
Molecular function (GO): nucleic acid binding
Source: RefSeq, a predicted model, not a curated record
AUGGCGGAAAAUAAGAAGAAGUGCAGACAGUAUAGUGUUGAGUACAUUAGAUAUGGCUUUAUUCCCUCACCCGCAAACAUCCAGCUCCCGAUGUGCCUGCUUUGCCAGCAGGUUUUUUCUAACGAGGCAAUGAAACCGUCCCGUCUAAAGGAGCACUUAACUAAAAUCCACCCCGAUAAGGCAUCCAAGGAUGUUGCGUAUUUCCAGGACCUCAAGGAUCAACUUUCAAAACGGUCCAUCUCCAAGAUGUUCGUUAGGAAGGUAAACCAGGCAGAGAGUGGGUUGGUGGCCUCCUAUAACAUCUCUCUCCUGAUCGCAAAGUCCGGGUUGCCAUUUACAGUGGGGGAGAAGCUGGUUAUCCCAGCGAUUAAAGAGGCCAUCUCUACUGUCAUGGAGAGAGACCCGUCGCCAGUGAUGCAGGCCAUCCCGCUCAGCAAUGACAGUGUGGCUCGGAGAAUAAAGGAGAUGGCGCUGGAUACUGAGCAGCAGUUGUGUGCCACACUGCGUGAAAAUCCAUUCAGUAUCCAGCUGGAUGAAACCACGACAAUGGACAAUAAUGUUCUGUUGAUGGCGUAUGUACGUUACAUGUCUGAGAGAGAUGUGGCCGAGGAUGUUUUGUUUGCCAAGUAUCUCUCCACUGACACACGAGGGGAGACGAUCUUCAGGGCCCUGAGUCAGUACCUGCUGGAGAACUCUAUUCCGAUCGCAAACAUCCUCGGCUGUGCCACAGAUGGAGCUCCCGCAAUGGUUGGCAGGUACCGUGGCUUCGCAACUUUGUUAAAGGAGCGUGUGCCGCAGGUGUUAACAGUGCACUGCAUGUUGCACCGUCACAACUUAGUGGCCAAAAAUAUAAGUCCUUCUCUCCACCAGUCUCUGAACAUCGCUGUCAGGUCCAUAAACAAAAUUAAGGCCCAUGCUCUGAACGACCGGAUCUUCAGGCAGCUGUGCGGGGAGAACGAUGAAGCGUUUCAGCGCUUGCUGCUCCACACCGAGGUGCGCUGGCUAUCCAAGGGCAACUGUCUGGCUAGGCUGUGUGAGUUGUUCACAAGUGUCCUGGAGUUUCUUGCCGGUGCCGACGCAGCACUAAGGGACACGCUGUGGUCCUGUCGCGGUGACAUCUUUUACCUGGCAGAUUUCUUUGGGAAGAUGAAUGAAGUGUCACUGAAGCUCCAGGGAGAUGCCUUGACACUGGUCCAUUCAAAAGCCACCAUCUGCAGUUUCCUCGCCAAGCUGGAGCUGUACAGACACAAUUUGAGCAGGCGUCAAUUCAAUAAUUUCCCUCAGCUGGCCAAGGUGGUUGAUGAGCUGACCGAUAACCACCUGCUGCGUUACGCCGAUCACUUGAGGGCAGUGAAGGCGGACAUGGAGAUCCGUUUCAGGGACCUUGAGCAACUCGAGGUCCCUGAGUGGGUGACGGAGCCAUUUCAAACGGAUGCGUCCAGGAGUGAGGCCGAAAUUCAAGAAACUCUCAUCGACCUCCAAAAUGAUGAGGAGGCCAAAGCAACCUUUCGGAGAGUCCUUGAGCUAGAGGUGGCUGCAGUGGAGCACCAGUUCAUCUUCAUUGAUGAGGUUGGAUUCAACCUCACAAAAAGACGAAGGAGAGGAAGGAAUAUCAUUGGCCAGCAUGCCAUUGUUGAAGUCCCUGGCCAGCGCGGAGGGAACAUCACAAUGUGUGCAGCGAUUACCCACCAAGGCGUCAUCCAUCACCAUGCUACCCUUGGCCCCUACAACACUGCCCAUCUGAUCAUGUUCCUGGACACCCUACACCACACACUCAUUCCACCAGAUCAGGUAGAUGGCCCAGAGCAGCUCAGCACCUACCACGGCCCCUCUUCUCCCCAUCGCUGCUGA